UUACAUUUCGUCGUUGGAAAAAGUACUUAUCUGCAAUAUCUUACAUGCUACUACAUAUGCCCGCGGAUGCUAUAUAACUUCCCGAAAACUUCGAAAACCACAUAACUUAACCAUAACUUAACAACAUUUUCAUUGGCGUAGCUAAGGUAAGAAUUUCUGGAAAGAAUCCCUGGAGAAAUUCUUGAAGAAUUAUUUCCGGAGAACUCUCAAAUGAUGGAAUUUUUGGAAAAAUUCUGGAAUUCAAUUGCAAUGUAUUAAAAAAAUGUCUGGAGCAAUUCCUAGAGUAAUUCUUGGUGCUUUUUCUAGAAAAAUAUCGGGAGGAAACCCUGGGAGAAUUUCGGAAGAGUCUUCUCUGGGUCACCCAAAUAACAUUUAUUGUGAAUGUAAACGUCAACAAAGUGUCCUCAAUACGGCUUGAUGCUGAAUUGUUGUGUUGUACAUAUGGACGGAAGCUUCUAUGCCACCAAGAUAUAGCUCUUUUCUCAGCUCAGCUCUUUUCUAGCUGAAUAACAUCUUGAGAAGGCACUUUUUCAGCCAUUUCACAGUUGUUAAAUAAUAGUUAUACGGCAUCUCCAAAUUAAUUGAUUAAAUAUAAUUAGAAUUAGGUUAUGGAUACCGUGACGCAAUACAUGUGAAACUGAAAUUAUCGCCUUUAAAAUUGAAUAAUUAAAGUACUUUCCAGUAAGUAAAAAGAACAUCGCGUUAAGUACUGUUCCUUUGAAUUCCACUCAGAAUUUGACACUGAAGACGACCUUACAGUUGAGGUCGAAAUACGUAUCCGUCAAAGGAUGCAAAUUUUUAGUGGAAUUCAAAGAAACAGUACUUAACGCGAUUUUCUUUUUACUUACAGAUAUUCCACUAACAAGCCCAGGUUAAUCAUCAUACUUGCCCGUACUUGGAAUCGAACUUCCGAUCUCCGUAUCCACUGGUUACGAUGAUGUCCUCGCUGCCACACUGCUAUAUAUAUACAUAGCAUAGAAAAUAGCCCGUUUUGUUUUACGCCAAACUAGGCUUCAUAAUUGUGCCACAAGAAACCCAACUUCAUCUUGCUGCAAAAGCUUGUGAAACGUCUAACGCAAUAAUGUUUACAUUGAACACGCUGUGUGGUUGCGUCAAAAGUUUCUUCGUCUCAGCUUCCAGCUGAAAGAGUGCUCUUUAAACUGCUACGAUGCGCUGCUGUUUCGUGCAUUUGGCAACUUUACAAAACGUACUGUAUAAAAGCAGCUGUUUUAUUGGCUGAGACUCUUAAUUCGAUUUGCACAUCUUCCGGAGUUGGAUUGAAGUCGAUAUUAAAGUGCAAUGAAACCACCCCCAAUAAUUUCAAAGCACAGAAAUGAAGAGCUGUAAAGUAUUUGUGUAGCAGUUAUAUAUCCCGCUUAAAGUUAUUGUGACAAUAAUCUUUACAUCUGACAAGCCGUGUUGGUCUUGGUAUAGCGGGUACAGCAAGUUUCUUUAUUACAGCUUCUUGAUGCAAUGAUAUCGCAUAAUGGCCUUCAAAGCGCUGCUGGUUUGUGAAUUUCUCAAUAUUACGAAUUGUACUGUAUAGUAGCAGCUGUUUUGUUAGUGGGACUCCUAUUCAAUUUGUUCUAGCUUUCACUUUUUCCGAGAAAUCUUCCGGAGUUGAAUUAUAGUGCCGAAAAUGUCUGAAAGCGCUUCUAGUAUAUAAGUACUGAUAUUUGUAAUGUAAAUUACAGGGGCCUUAAAAGAAUAACAAGAUAUAUUCCUGAAAGAAUUGUAGGACGAAUUUCUGAAGAAACUCCUUUGCAGGAGCUGCAGGGAGUAUUCUUGAAGGAAUUAAUGGAUGGAUUCUUGAAUAAAUCCGUGGAUGAACUCUUUAAAGAUUUCGCGAAAUGAAAGAAUUCCUGGGUGACUUGUUGGAGAAUUUUCUGACUCCUGUAUCCCUCUUAAAGUGUCUUAAAAGUAUUCCAAUAAAAAUCGCUGGAGGAACUCCUCUAGAAAUCCUUUAAGUAAUUCAAAAAAUCGUCUGGCAAUUCUGGAAAAAAUCUUGGGGUAAUCCCUGGAAAAGAUGAUGAACGGAUUUCUGAAGUUUCUGACCGAGCCCCUGAAUAAAUUUUUGCGAAAAUCCAGAGAAGGAUUUCAGAAGGAAUCACUACAAGAAUUCCUGGAGCAAUCCCUGAAAGAACUCCUGGAACAAUCCCUGAAGGGAUUCCUGGAUAAACCGCUAGAGGAAUUCCUGCAGAUAUGCCUGGAGUAAACCCCUUAGGAAUCCCUAGAAGAAUUAAAAAAUAGUAUACCUAGAGGAAUGUAUUAUUUAUUUCCUGCAACUUCAACAACACAGUUACCCAAACUUUUGCUCAAACAGCAUCUAAUUAGGCAAGAAAUCAUAAUACCCUCGCUGUUUGCACCAUUUCGUUGCAGAUACGGAGAAUCAAUCAUCUCACCACACAAAAAUCCAGCUCACUACUUUCAAUCCAGUACUUCACCGAUUGCUUCCUAUUUUUAAGGGAAUCUCUGGAGGAACUUCUGAAAAAAAUCCUGGCGGAGUCCCUGGAAAACAUCCUGGCCAAAUCCCUGGAGAAAUUCGAGGACCGCUAGAGGAAUUCUUGGAAAAAUGCCUGAAGGAAUUUCUGAACAAAUAAUUGGAGGAUUUCCUGGAGGCAUUCAUACAGAAAUUCCUAGACUAAAACUUGGGAGUAUUUUCUCGAUAAAUUUCUAGAGAAAUCCCUGAAUGAAUCCGCGGAGGAAUUCCUAAAAAAAUCCUUGCAGGAAUUCCUUUAUGGAAUACCUGAGGUAAUCCCUGGAGGAAUUCCAGGAGAAAUUCAUGGAGGACUUACUUCAGAAAUUCCUGGAUGAAUUCCUGAAGGGAUCUGUUAAGAAUAGGAUUAAUCUUGUCUCACCCUAAUUGUAAUUCGAUCAGCUAGAUUCUCUCCAAACCACAAUUAAUCUCUUUUAUCAUCUACCCAUCCGAUAGGUCAGCGAAAGCUAACUACGUAUCCCCGAUUGUGCUCUGUGCGUAUUGUAUAGCUAGUAUAGAAUAGCCAGGCCUGCCAGUUCAAUGUAGAUUGUCGAACCGCUAAGAUCAUUGUAUCUCUUCGCAUAAUAAACGUACUCUUUCAAAUCCCGAUACCGAGCCAAUCCUUUGAGGAAUUACUGGAGGAUUCCCUAGAGGAGUUGAAUUCUGGAAGGAAUCCCUGGAGAAAUCCUUGGAAAAAUCCCUGGAGGAAUCCCUUAAGCAAUUUCUGGAGGAACCUCAGGAUGAAUGCCUUGAGAAACUUCUAGACAAAUUCCUGGCAGAAUUUCAGGAGGAGUUCCUGAACAUAUCCCUAGAGGAAUUCUUGGGGUAGUUCCCAGGAAUAAUACCUGGAAGAAUUCAUGGAGAAAUCCCUGAAUGAAAUUCUGGAGAAAUCCCUGGAGAAAUUUCUGAACAUAUUUCUAGAGAACUUUCUGUAAGAAUCUUUAGAGGAAUCUCUGAAAGAAUUUCUAGUAAAUUCCUGGGGGAGUUUGUGAAGGAAUCCCUGGAGAAAUUGCCGUAGUAAUUUCUGGAGGUAUUCCUGGAUCAAUUCCUAGAGAAACUUCUGCAGGAAUUCCUGGGGUAAUUCCUGGUGGAACUCUUAAAUUAAAAUUCUUUUGUUUAUUCAUUACGAUAACCUAUUGGUCACGGUCAAGGAAAUAAAGGUAUUUCUGGAGGAAUUUUUGGAGGAAUGCCUGGAAGAAUCCCUAUAGACAUCCCUGGAGGAACUCCAGAAGGAAUGCCGCGGUCAAGGAAAUCCCCCUAGUAUAAUUGUUACGAUGCCGCAUUAAAAUAAAAUUUAUUUUCUUUUGUGAAUUUUGAACCAGUCUAAAAGUGAACCUGUCUAGCCGUAGCAUAACUGAAGCAUGACAGUUCACGUGCGGCUGUAGUGGUAGGUGGGAAGAGAUAUGAGAUGGAUGAUGUAGAAUAAGAGAUGCAUAAAAACAACAGACAAGAUUCGUAGGAAUAUUUUCGCCAUUGCAAAUUAAUUAAAGUUGAAGUCGACAGUUUUGCUGUUUGUUAGAGUUAUCACAAAUUGAAUUGGAUUAUAAAAAAGAAUUCGGCAAAGUGCAGUGAAUAUUGAUAUAGUAAAAAUCGUAAGUUAAAACCCAGAAAGAGAAGAAACUGUAAUUGAUUAGUGAAGUUACUACUAAUACUGACCAGGCUAUCUCCUCGUAGGUGCCCAAAUAUCAAUAUCCGGUGAAUCCUGAAAUAGGGAAUAUUUCCGAAAAUUACCGCGCCAGAGGAUUCUCUCUCUUCACGCAGCAUACACCAAAUUAGGGUAACUGUCCCAAGUUUGAUCCAACUUGGUUGGAGAAUUAAAAAGGGUAUUCGUGACCGAGGAAACCACUUAUUUGUGAGUAGUUAGUAAUUAAGUUUGAUUAAAUGUGAAUGUUAAAUGUGUUAUUUGCUAAUAAAUUACAGUUAAGCGUUGCUUCAAAAAACCUGAGCCGCUGUAAAAAUCUGGUUUCCCUCUCGGGAACAUUCUUAAAAAUAAGUGACACCCGCGAAGUGAUUCCCGCGUAGUGAAAAGUGUCAAGUGAGGAGUGAAAACCUGCAGCAAGAUGGCUUCCGAUGCAGAAUCCACCCACGACCAAACCAUCAUGGACCUGAUGGCGACUCCGUGCGCCAUCUGUGGCCCGUCUACGCGCGACGAAGUGAUGGUCGGCUGUGACGGAUGCUCGGGAUGGUUCCACAUCCGUUGCGUGGGCAUCGAGGAGGGCAAACUGCCGAAGAAGUGGUACUGCCAAAGCAAGGCCUGUCAGGAGAAGGCCCAGGAGUACCAGCAGAAGCAGAAGGACGCCAAGAAGCAGGCUCGCACCCGGAAAAACGGCAACGAGUCUGACAAAUCCAGCGUCAGCUCUCGCCUAGCUUCGUCUAGCGUGGAAGCGAAGGUGCGAGCGCUAGAGGAGAAGCAGAAGCGCCAGUACGAGGAGAUGGAAGCGGAGCUGCUGCUGCAGAAAAAGGAAAGGGAGAUGCAGCGUGCGUUCGAGCAGCGAAAAAUGGAAUUGGAGCUGCAGAUGCGCGCUGAGGAACAAGAGGAGCAAAGAGCUUGGCAAGCGGAAUUGCUCCAGAAGAAGAAGGAACAGAUUCGGCAGAUGAAGGCGGACCAAGACUCGUUCGAGCUGCAGAUGGCAGCCAUGGAUAAGGAGUUGGCGGAACUGUCGGCUCAAAAAUCCAAACCGGAGCCGAAAGUAGUCGCGGGUGCUUCAAAAGCGGGCCAUUCCGGCAAAGUCGACCAAAAUGUGUUGAAGCUGAGCAAGGCGAACGUGAGGAAGCUAGCGCAAAGCUACGAAAGCUCCGAAGAGGAUGAGGAGGACGACGAUUCCGGCGAUUCGGAUUUGCAGAGCCAGAUUUCGGACUUGUCGAUGGAACGCAAGGCGAAUCUGAAGACGUUCAAGAAAGUGGGAAGUGUCAGCCAAGACGGGCUGGGGCAGCAGCAGACCGGACCGACAAAGGCCCAGCUGGCCGCGAGGAAGGGGUUAACGUACAAACUCCCAAAAUUCUCCGGCAAACCAGCGCAGUGGCCAUUGUUUUUCGCGGCCUACAAGGCGUCCAAUGAGGCCUGUGGUUACAUGAACCACGAGAACCUGAUGCGACUUCAGGAAGCGCUGGAAGGUGACGCUCUGGAACUGGUGUCUGGGCAGUUACUGCUUCCCGAAUCCAUGCCGCAGGUCAUCGAGAAGCUGCGCCGACACUUCGGCCGCCCGGAACAACUGCUCCAAAGCCUGUUGGACAAAGUGAACCGGCUGGAACCCCCGAGGGCGGACAAUUUGUGGAGUUUUGUUCCAUUCGGAAAUACGGUGGAGCAACUCUGUGGCCAUCUGGAGGCCGCGGAUCUGAAGCAGCACCUUGUUAACCCGCUGUUGAUCAAAAGCCUUGUCGCCAAGCUACCAGAUCGAGAGAAGCGGGAAUGGGUCCAUUACCGGAGGGGCCACGAGGAAACAACCUUGCGAACGCUGACGGAUUUCUUAAUGGACAUCGUCGCAGACGCCUGCGAAGCCAACGUGGAUGUCGAGUUCGUGCCCUCUCCGCCGUCCAAAGGAAUUGCACCAUCCAGAAAAAAGAUGCCGAAGGAGAAAGGUGGACUAUACAGCCACAGCGAAGCCAGUGCAUCGGCCGCCAACGCCGGCGAGGAAAAGGUAUUGAAGCCCUGCAAACAAUGUAGGAGGACAGAUCAUCGGCUGCGACACUGCGGCGAAUUCAAGAAACUGCGGUAUGCGGAUCGGCUGAGGCUGGUGAACCGGCAGAAGCUGUGCCACGUGUGUCUGAAUGAACAUGGAGGACAGUGCAAAUUCAAAAUUCGCUGCAACAUCGGUGACUGUCGAGACUUCCACAAUCCGCUGAUGCAUCCGGUCGGAAACACGGUCGGGCUCAGUGCACACAUCCGGACAAACUGCACGGUAUUGUUCCGGAUCGUUCCGGUACAGCUGCACUACGGUGGAAAAACGGUGUCAGUGCUGGCGUUCCUGGACGAAGGUGCUUCCGUCACACUGGUGGAGAAAAAGCUCGCCGACCGUCUGGGCGCGGUCGGAGUACAAGAGCGAUUGACCAUCCGGUGGACGGGAAACAUGUCAAGAGUGGAGGACUCCCGAAGAUUGAGCCUGUGGGCGUCGGGAACAGGCGCAGCCGCCGGCAAGAUGCGGUUGCACACGGUGCACACUGUGGGAAAGUUGAUGCUGCCGCACCAAAAGUUGGAUUCGCAGGAGCUUGCCGCACAGCACGAACAUAUGCGAGGACUGCCCAUUGAGUCGUACGACGGACAGCCGCAGUUGCUGAUUGGGGCGAACAACAUCCACUCGUUCGCGCCGAUAGAAGCGAAGGUGGGUACGCCCAUGGAACCAAUAGCGGUUCGCACUAAAUUGGGAUGGACGGUGUAUGGGCCGCGGCAAACAACCUCGGCGGCGGCCGGUAAUUAUCUCGGCUACCACCAGCAGAUUACCAACGAGGACCUGCACGAGCUGCUAAAAAGUCAUGGUGAACCGGCAGAAGCUGUGCCACGUGUGUCUGAAUGAACAUGGAGGACAGUGCAAAUUCAAAAUUCGCUGCAACAUCGGUGACUGUCGAGACUUCCACAAUCCGCUGAUGCAUCCGGUCGGAAACACGGUCGGGCUCAGUGCACACAUCCGGACAAACUGCACGGUAUUGUU
Molecule: messenger RNA, 7122 nt
Organism: Aedes albopictus (Asian tiger mosquito)
Lineage: Eukaryota; Metazoa; Arthropoda; Insecta; Diptera; Culicidae
Exons: 2
Coding region: 4537-6987 (816 amino acids)
Source: RefSeq, a predicted model, not a curated record